This is a messenger RNA of Ornithodoros turicata, 681 nucleotides long. RefSeq names its product phospholipid scramblase 1-like. The transcript is spliced from 3 exons. Bases 1 to 393 code for a protein of 130 amino acids. Gene Ontology annotation, biological process: plasma membrane phospholipid scrambling. Gene Ontology annotation, molecular function: phospholipid scramblase activity. The record is from RefSeq and is a predicted model, not a curated record. NCBI's taxonomy places the organism in Eukaryota, Metazoa, Arthropoda, Arachnida, Ixodida, Argasidae.
AUGAAAAUUGAAGCUCCUUUAGGAAGAAAAAUAGCGUCCAUUUCCGAGGAUUGGAUCACGUUGGGUACCUCCCUCACAAUCUAUGACGUCAAGGGAAAACCUGCAUUAAAAGUUACUGGCUCCAUCCUCCCAUCGUAUUAUUCCGGCAUGGUCGCCACGGAAGUGUUCAAGGUGAAAACAAUGGCAGGCACUGUCGUGGGCGAGAUAAGGUCAGCACUAGAGGUCAUCAGCGUCUCCUUUCCCAUUAACCUGGACGUCCACAUCAAAGGAUGUCUUAUCGGGUGCGCCAUUUUGGUCGCCUUCAUGUUUGACUUCAGAGGUUGUGGCUAUAACUGGGGGCAAGUAUUGCGAACGUAUUCACAUGCUCCUCGAAGACGGGGGCUCUUCGACUGAAGAAGAGGCAACUGCUUUAUACAGGGCUCGGCGUUUCCUCAUCCAGAGCUGAUCCACGGUGAAAACUGCAGUUCACAGCCAAUGAUCACUGUGUUCUCAGGGGCAAACAAUGUAGUGAGUGCGACAUGAUCAUAGAUGCAGGACUAUCCUCUGCGUCGAAUAUAUAAAGACCGCAUAAAUGUGCUAUGUAAUGUUUUAGAUCAGGAAUGUGAUGAGAGUUAACCCUAGCUAAAUGAUCACAGUUCAAAUCACUGUUUUUGAUGAUGCGGCCAUCGUUACCCGUCCGAC